AUGGCGGCGCGGCGCGGGCCGGCCGCGGCGUUGUACGCCCACUGGCCCUACUGCCUCAAACGCUGCAGCUACUGCAACUUCAACAAGUACAUCCCCCGGGGCCUCGAUGAGGCGGUGGUGCGGAGCUGUCUUGCCCGGGAAGCGCAGACCCUGAUCCAGCUGAGCGGAGUCCGGAGGAUCAGCUCGGUGUUCUUCGGGGGGGGGACGCCAAGCCUGGCCAGCCCGCUCACCAUCGCGGCGGUGCUGGAGACCAUUUCCCAAUGCGCUCACUUGGCGACAGACGCGGAGGUCACUCUGGAAGCCAACCCCACCUCGGCCGGGGCCUCGCGGCUGGCGGGCUUCCGGGCAGCCGGUGUCAAUCGCCUCUCUGUUGGCAUCCAGUCAGUGGACGAUGCGGAGCUCCAGCUCCUUGGGCGGGACCACACGGCGGAUGAGGCUUUGAGAACCCUGGAAGAGGCCAAGAAACUGUUUCCAGGACGCACGUCCGUCGACCUCAUCUUUGGCCUCCCGGGCCAGAGCGUUGCCUCGUGGGCCAGGGGGUUGGAGUGCCUGCUUCAGCUGUGCGACGACCACGUGUCUCUGUACCAGCUCACGCUGGAGCGGGGCACCUCCCUCUUCAAGCAGGUGCAGCAGGGCGCCCUGCCUACGCCCGAGCAGGAUGUGCUGGCCGAGAUGUACAAAGCAGCGCGGCGGAUGCUGCGGGAUGCAGGCUUCCGGCAGUACGAGGUCUCCAACUUUGCCAGGAACGGCGCACUCAGCACCCACAACCUGUCCUAUUGGCAGGGCAGCCAGUACAUUGGGAUUGGGCCAGGAGCCCACGGGAGGUUUGUGCCCCGAGGAAGCGGUGCGAGCCUUCGGGAGGCCCGGAUACAGACCCUGGAGCCGGACAACUGGAUGAAGGAGGUGCUGGCCUGGGGACACGGGACCAGGAAGCGGGUUGCGCAGAACCCACUGGAUGUGCUGGAGGAGAUCUUGGCUCUGGGGCUCCGCACGGAUGUUGGGAUCACGCACCAGCACUGGCUGCAGUUUGCUCCCAGCCUGAGCCUGUGGGAUGCAUUUGGAGCCUCAGAGGAAGUAAAGGAGCUGGAGGACCAGGGCUUCCUGCUUUUGGACCACAGGGGGCUAAGAUGCUCUUGGAGGGGUUUGGCUGUGCUGGAUUCUCUGCUACCAACUCUUCUCAACCAGCUCCAGCAGACCUGGGCAGACAGGGUAUCUCCAACCUGAUAGCUCCCUGCCAGGAGGCAGGGGUUUGUCUUGGCACAUGCAGACAACCCCAGGCGGACAGAAUACAUGAGGGGGAACUGGAACAUGGAUAGAUCUUGCCUCCAAUCUGAAAAGCAUUUUAGAGGGAGCACUUAAUCCCUAAGCAUCUGGAGAUCUGUUACCAUGCUGGAUCCCAGGGUAAGGGCCCCUCUGGGAGAUGUUGCACCUAUGCAGAGCAGAAAAGACACCAGUUCUUUGCUUUCCAAGCACCAUGUGUGCUAAGUGCUAUGGAGAAAAAAACGGGUGAAGUACAUUUUA
Gavialis gangeticus (Gharial) is the source of this 1521-nucleotide messenger RNA. It is a transcript of the gene RSAD1, whose product is annotated as radical S-adenosyl methionine domain containing 1. Gene Ontology annotation, biological process: porphyrin-containing compound biosynthetic process. Gene Ontology annotation, molecular function: coproporphyrinogen oxidase activity; 4 iron, 4 sulfur cluster binding. Lineage: Eukaryota; Metazoa; Chordata; Crocodylia; Gavialidae. The transcript has 9 exons. Gene Ontology annotation, cellular component: cytoplasm. Bases 1 to 1224 code for a protein of 407 amino acids. The record is from RefSeq and is a predicted model, not a curated record.